GUUUCAGUUUCGACGACGAUUACAACUGCAUCAUGCCGCCCUCCAUGUCCCUUCUAAAAUAAUGCGGUGAAUAUUUUUCUUCAUUUUCUAAUUUCUAUUUCUAUCUUUACAACUGGAAUCAUCUAAAAGAACAACCAAGUCCUGCAAUUAUUAUCACAAAAAUGUCGUGUGAGUGUAGCUCGGCGUUUCUGCUGGGGUUCCCCGAACCCGUGGUGGAGAGCGAUCGGCAGAUUUUGUUUGCCGUGUACCUGCUGAUGCUUUCGACGUUCAUGUACGGCUUCUCUUAUUGGCUGGUGGAGGCGACGGCGGUCAUCAAGCUGACGGACGAAUUUGGGGGGAACGCCGAAGACUUCGGGUGGCUCCAGGCGGUGUUUGGCGUGACGCAGAUUAUCGCCUCCCUGGUGUUUAUCGUAUAGAAAAAACUGUUUCCCUGUAAACAAGAUUUUGCAAGUUUUGCAUUACAAGUUUGCUACACAUUACAAAGAAAACUUGCCAUGCGAGGAUCCUAAGGGAAAACACCGCGAAAAAUCACUUGUCUUGCAUGUGUAGCAAGACAAACACUUCAGUGAUGCAUUUUCUGCAUCACAAGUUCACAGUGAAACAGUUUUUUCUUGCGAUAGUGUUCGGGCACCUGGUGGACCGGAUCGGGCCGAAGAUCAUCCUGAUCGUGGCUUUCACGUUUGGCAACGCGAGUUUCAACCUUGCCUUUGUGCUGGCGCAGAACAUGAUCGGGCUGUAUGUGGCCCGCAUCCCGGGGCUGUUCAUGUCGGCCAUGCUGGUCACGUCCGCGAUGAUCGCGAAAAUCCACGCCCAGGCCUGCCUGAACUACAAGGCGGCGAACAAAAUCCGCGCCCUGCGCCGGGGAGAGGACCCCGAGGACGAGCAGCUGACGGUGAUUGACGCCAUGCGGAGUGUCGUCGUCGCGCUGUCUCGCGUCUACAUCAUGUACAACCUGGGCCGCGUGGUGGGCGCGUUUCUCGGCGGCUACGUGACGGAGAAGGCCGGCGUGCGCACGCCUUUCUGGAUCGGGUUCGGGCUUUCGAUCGCCAUGGCGAUUAUUCUGCUCGCGUUUCUCCCGACGGUCUCGGAACUGCAGGAAGGUUCCCAAACGGAGAUCGUCGCGCUCGGGCGGAAAAGUGCGGAGCAGAUGUCCGCGGAGACGCAGGGCGCGCUCGCAGUGCCUCCGUUGGCCGGAGGAGGGCUAGGCGCCGUCGAGCGGUCGCGCUCGCCCGUCGUGCAGCGCACGCAGUCCAUCGAGGGGGUGGUACGGCAGCACUCGGGGCACGCCAGUGUCGUGGCGACCACGGGACUCGGAGGUGCCACGACGACCCGAAGUACCCCCCGCCGGGACCACGAGGAAACCGACUUGCUGGAGCGUUCUGCGGAGGAGCAGGCGGGCGUGCAGACAGAGCAGGAGCAGCCGCAGAGCUUCUACGAGCUGUUUCUCACGAAUCCGGUGCUGCGUGGCAUCUUCCUGGUGGAGCUGGCGUUUUCCUUCGGGAAGCUGAUGUUUUUUACCAGUCAGCAGAACAUCACGGACAAGGUGCUGGGCUUCAAGUCGAGCGAACAGGGGGUGUUCAUCGCUGCAAACGCCGCCGCAGUCAUCGUCGCCAAUGCGAUCUUGCUCUACCCGUUCACGCUCUGUUUCAGUAACGACAAGUGGAUCUUUCUCCUCAACGCAUCGCUGGCGCUGGGUUUGUUCGUCUUUUACGGCGAGGUGCAGACUAUAGCGGAGCAGGCGAACAUCACCACGCAGGCGAGCAAGCUGGCCUUCUACAUCACGAUCUCGAGCAUUUUGGGGAUGUUUCUGUCGGUCGGCGAAACCGUACUGGUGACCAUGAUGUCCCUAUGGAGAGAAAAAAGUUUGUCACAGUCACUGUCUUGGGGGUUUUGCAUUACAAAUUUUUUUAGCAUCACAACUUUUCUUUGCAUUGCAGAAACACUAAGGGAAAUCCCUUAUGAAAAAGGCUCUGAUGCAUUUUUACGCAUGACAGGCAUUUUUUGUAUUGCAAAAAUACUCAUGAGUGGUCGUGACGAACUUUUUUCUUCUGAUAGUCCCUGUCCGUCAGCACGGUGAACAAGGGCAACGCCAUCGCCAUGACCCACGUGGUGUACGUAUUACAGUGAAAAAUGCCCCCACCCCCAAAGUUGCAAAAAUUUUUGAUGCGAAGUUCCCAAAUGAAACUUUUUUGUCAUGCAUGAAAGGAGUAUGAAUCUUUCUGAUGCAGAGUCUCGGCGUGUAUCGCAUCGCUUGCAUGAGAAGCACCGCUCUUGCUGGGGUCUCUUGCAAUACAAAUUUUUGCUCUUCACGGUUGGAAAUCUGUGAUGCAGAUAGAUGCAGGAUGGCGAAUGUUUCAGUUGGAAAGGUUUGCAAUACAAAUGCUCCCAAGUUCGGGGGUGGGGGCACUUUUCAUUGUGAUAGUACGGCGUUGCAGAGAUCUUGGCGCCGAUUCUCGCCGGCGUCUUGGUAGAGCGGACCACGAACAAAAUGUUGUCGGUCGGCCUCGCAGGUGCUGGAUUUAUGGCCCUCGCGUUCUUGAUGGGCACAGUGCUGGUGCCGAAGAUCGAACGGGACAAGGCCGAGGUAAAUCUCUCGGUGCAGCUCGAUGACGGAGUCAACUACAAUGACGAGUCGGGCGACGUCGCCAGCAAGGGCGAAAAUAAGAGUCUCAAGGAUAAGGCUCCAGUAAGUACCGACCUGUCAUGAAUAAAUCUUGACCAGUCACUGUUGGUUCGUGUCCCUGAUUGUUAGUUUAGUUGGCGGAGAGCAGAUUUAUAUAUUCUGUAAUCACACCGCCACCUGAUGCUUAUCGUUAUCUCACUUCCCUGUUUGUCACUGUUGACCCACCAGGUACAAACAGGGCAUGUCUUUUUAGACCGAAUGCUGUAACGGAGGGUGCGCUUCCUGUUUAGGGAUGCAUACACUCAUCCCUCGACAUCGACAUUCUGGCUUGUAUUGUAAUUGCACCAUUUGGUAGUUUCAGUUGUAAAAUUAAAGCUUUCAUUCUCAGUUUUCAUGUAGUUGGUAAAAAUUUCCCAUUCCCACUCUACGUACUAGUAACCGCUUUUUUUCUUAAAAUUGAUUGACCAUUCAUAUGGGGGCGUCAAACUUGUAUUUGCCUCAGACCGUAAAAAAAUUUCUGCGCGCAUUUUUUCGCGGCGGGAAGCUAGUAAACCUGUGCCCGCAAGUGAGGGGCUGACUCGAGCGCGGUUUGUUUUAGCUAGCUUGUCAGCAGCAGUGCUCUAGUAGGUAAGUGAGUAUUGACGCG
Amoebophrya sp. A120 is the source of this 3269-nucleotide messenger RNA. Lineage: Eukaryota; Dinophyceae; Syndiniales; Amoebophryaceae. The record is from the annotation of a GenBank genome assembly.